GCCAGGCGCCAUGCCCAACAGCCUUGUGAGCAUGGGACUUUUCCAGGCCGUCACAGAAAGUUUCCAGCUUCAUGACCUUUUGAGUUAGCAGCACUUUUAUUCGUGCUCCAACAACGAACGAUUGCGCAACGCGUGUGUGCAGCUUCUUAUCAGCAUUUUCCCUCCACUUCACGUCCUCGACCAACCUAGCAAUAAUUGCAUUCCACCGAGGGAUUGCACACAUGGACGACACCGAUGGACGCAGUGCGAAGCGCUCUCGGUUUGACCGGACCGAGCCCGAACCUCGACGAUCCCGGUUCGACCGUCGCUCCCGUUCCCCCCCACCGAGAAAGCCCGACUCCGGCCGUGAUCGCGAACGUAGCCCCCUUUCGAGACCUCGCGAUGUACCUGCCGACUCCAAGUCACCUCCCGUAGACCCCGCUGCUGCCGCUGCCGCUGCCGCUGCCCGAAUCAAUGCACAGCUCCAGGCACGCAAAGGCAUCCAGCAUGUCGAUGUUCCCCCCGUUCGGUCGAGCUCCGUCACAAGCAACAAUGCCUCGCCAGCCCCUGGCGCCGCUCCUAUCAAUGGGGAGGUUUACAUUUCCGACGGCGAUUACAUUAAGGAUAUCGAGGUCAACGACUUGCGCAACAGAUAUCUCCUGACGAAGGGAUCGACUCAGAAAAUGAUUAAAGAAGAAACUGGUGCUGAUGUCACCACCCGUGGAAACUAUUACCCCGACAAGAACAUGGCUACCCCGGCAAACCCCCCGCUGUACCUCCAUGUCACUAGCACGUCGAAGGAAGGCCUGGACAAGGCUGUUGCCAAGAUCGAGGAGAUGAUGAAGCAGGAAUUGCCCCAGCUUGUCGAUGAGCGUCGGUUCCGCCGCCGGGACCAGGAACAGGCACCAGUUGAGCGCGACGAGUUCGGCCGGCGCAAAUGGCCCGAGGAGAAGAUCCCAAUUAACCUCGAGUCAGUGCCGGGGUUCAACCUCCGCGCCCAGGUUGUGGGGCAUGGCGGUGCCUAUGUCAAGCAUAUCCAGCAGGAGACCGCUUGCCGCGUACAGAUAAAAGGCCGCGGCUCUGGCUAUAUGGAAGCCUCGACCGGCAGAGAGAGUGACGAGGACAUGUUCUUGCAUGUUGCGGGCCCGGAUCCGAACAUGGUGCAGAAAGCCAAGGAGCUCUGUGAAGACCUCCUUAGCAAUGUGAAGGAACAGUACGAAGAGUUCAAGAGCCGGCCGCCUCGCAACUACGGUGGUGGUGGUGGUGGAAAUGGUGGUGGCUACGGCGGCCGGGGCGGUGGUGACUCUUACCAAGGCUACAAUCGGGAUAGCCACCAUCAGAACAGCAGCCACAGCUACAGCAACUCCCCUGCGCCCGGGGCUGGUGCUUCGGCCACGCCGCCCGCCUCGACUGGCACUCCGACGUCGGCCGCCGAUUACGCCGCUCAGUAUGCCCAGUAUUACGGCACUGCUGACCCAUAUGCAGCUUAUGGUGGUUACCAGGCAUAUGUCCAGAUGUACCAGCAGUGGGCGGCUGCUCAGGCCGGCCAAACCGGCCAGGCAAGCGCUGCUCCCGGUGCUCCCGGUGCCUCGGCAUCCCCGCCGCCCCCGCCCCCGAGCGAGGCUGCCCCACCCCCACCCCCUCCUUCUGCGGCGCCGCCCCCCCCGCCUCCGUCGGGGCCGCCAGGUGCGGCUGGAUACAGCGCGGUAUCACCCCCAAAAUCUACGUGGGGCACCCAGCGCGCUCCAACUCCCCAACUCUCCAACUCCACCCCGCCAUGUCUCGGUGCAUCGCCAUGUUCACCCACCAUGAGCCACCAACGAUACCCGUCCCAUGAUGCGGUCAAGGAACCGCACUCGGUAUCUUUGAAGGUGCUGCGCCUCUCCCGCCCAUCCCUCGUCGCCCAAUAUCCCUUCCAACCACCUUUUCCCUCCUCCUCCGACGGCUCCCUCUCCCACCAACAGCCCAUUCCCGCCUCCCUCGCCUAUAGCCCCAAUGGCACCAACAACCCCCCGACAAACCCGACGCCCUUCGUCCUAAGCCCCAUCCUCAACCUCCCCCCAUCCUUCGGCUCAGCCUACGUCGGCGAAACAUUCAGCUGCACGCUCUGCGCCAACCACGACAUCCCCGACGACGCCCCGCCAGCAGCGGCAGGCAAAACCAUCCGCGAUGUGCGCAUCGAGGCAGAAAUGAAGACGCCCUCCUCCGCAACGGCCCUCAAGCUCGCCCUCGCCCCGCCCUCCCCCACUACAACGGAAAACAACGAAGCCAACGAAGCCGGCACCGACCUCGCCCCGCACGAAUCCCUCCAAAAGAUCCUGUCCUUCGACCUGAAAGAGGAGGGCAACCACGUGCUGGCGGUGACGGUCUCCUACUACGAGGCGAGCGAGCUGUCGGGCCGCACCCGCACCUUCCGCAAGCUGUACCAGUUCGUCUGCAAGCCCUCGCUGAUCGUGCGCACCAAGCCGGGCGCGCUGCCUACGGCCCCGGGGGGCCGGCGGAGGUGGGUGCUGGAGGCGCAGCUGGAGAAUUGUGGGGAGGAGGGGGUCAUGCUGGAGAAGGUGGGUUUGGAGCUGGAGCGGGGGUUGGGGUAUGAGGAUUGUAAUUGGGAGGGUGGUGGUGGUGGUGGUGGUGGUGGUGGUGAUGGGGGGGUGGGGAGGAAGAGGCCGGUGUUGUUGCCGGGGGAGACGGAGCAGGUUUGUUUUGUGAUUGAGGAGGAGGAGGCGGGGGGUGUGGAAGAGGUGGAGGGUCGGGUGGCGUUUGGGAUAUUGCAGAUUGGGUGGCGGAGUGAGAUGGGCAAUAGGGGGUUCUUGUCGACGGGGAAGUUGGGGACGCGGUUUGUGAAGCCGAAAUAGAGACCUUGGGGAUAAAGGUGUUGGGCGAGUAAAGGAUUUGGCAUCAGUCCCAUGGAUUGGAUUGGUAGCAGCCGUGCCAGGGCCACAGAACUGAUGUAUUGUUGCAUGUGAAGACAUGAUCGAGGAGCAUCAAUAGACCCAGGCAAUGAGCAAUGAUUCAUGCCCGCCCAUAAAGCACUGGAUCAAAUCCGGAAACUGUCACAUAGCAGGGGUCACGUAGUCUUCCUCUCCCGAGUUCAAACCACUGUAGUGGUAUUUUAUUGCUUGGCUAACAAGCGUUAACAAAG
This is a messenger RNA of Chaetomium fimeti, 3121 nucleotides long. RefSeq lists its product as uncharacterized. Gene Ontology annotation, molecular function: RNA binding. Gene Ontology annotation, cellular component: nucleus. Lineage: Eukaryota; Fungi; Ascomycota; Sordariomycetes; Sordariales; Chaetomiaceae. The record is from RefSeq and is a predicted model, not a curated record. The transcript is spliced from 9 exons. Bases 222 to 2834 code for a protein of 870 amino acids.